CAGCAAAAAUAUUUUUUUUGCCUUACUAUUUGACAGUUUGUUUCAUUGCUUCAAGCAAAACUACUUUUUUUAAAGUAAUUUGAGUGUGCAUUACAAUUUUUAUUACAUCUUUUUAAACUAUAUUUGAAUAGUAAACUAAUUUGAAUAUAACUUCCUUUCAAAAUGUCUGAAGAGCGCAAAAGAUCACUAGAAAAUGACAUGGAAGAAGAAGAGGAAGAAUUAGACGAGUUUGGAAGAGUCAUACGUCGUAGAGCAAAAUUCAAAAAAGAAAAGCCUGAUGAGGCAACCAUCGACUCAAAUACACGACCUGAGAUAAGUGAAAUAGAUGGACGUGAAGACAGACAUACUUAUCGCAGCCGUCGUCACAGCAGACACAAAUCACGUUCACUAUCACGCUCGCGAUCCCGUUCUCGAUCCCGAUCUCCAAGGCGAUCACGCCAUCGCUAUCCCUCCGAUUCUGACGAUGACUAUGACUAUCGUCAUCACAGUAGCCAUCGGUACAGACGUCGUCGUAGUAGCGGUGCUGGUCAUAGAUACUACCACCGUCCUUAUUAUCACAACAGCAGCAGCAGAGGAGCAGACGUCUAUUCUGAGGCAGCGCAAUAUCUCGAUACAGAAUUUUAUGCUACAAAAAUAUACGUAGGAGAACUGAAAGACGUGACAGAGAGUGACCUUAAAAGUAUCUUUGCACGGUUUGGACCAUUAGAAAGCGUAAGACUUGUCGAAGGAAAAGACUAUGGAUUCAUCACUUAUGAGCGCAAGGAAUCAGCAUUAGCAGCUAUCCAAAAUAUGAAUGGCGCAUUGGUGGGUUCCGGGCAUAUAAAAGUGAACCGUGCCAAAAUACCCGAACGAAAUAAAGUUGGGUUUGGUAACGUGCCUUGGCAGGAUGAAGAUGGUCUCUUAGCGCAAGAAGCAGGCUAUGAUAAUCACACGCUAAGACCUACAACUUCAGCCAGCUUAGCUCCAUCCGUUCCUCCUGUAGAUGCCACUAUACCUCAGCGAAGCCUAACUACUUAUGACGAUCUCUAAUCUUUUUGUUGUGUUUCCUUAUCUGUUACUAUUACAUAUUUUUAAAAAAGGAAAAAAAAAAAAAAAGAGUU
Messenger RNA from Mycotypha africana, 1100 nucleotides. RefSeq lists its product as uncharacterized. Bases 163 to 1029 code for a protein of 288 amino acids. Gene Ontology annotation, molecular function: RNA binding. NCBI's taxonomy places the organism in Eukaryota, Fungi, Mucoromycota, Mucoromycetes, Mucorales, Mycotyphaceae. The transcript has 5 exons. The record is from RefSeq and is a predicted model, not a curated record. Gene Ontology annotation, cellular component: nucleus.